CUGUUGGGAACCGAAUCCUAGAUAGUAAACAGGACAGGUGGGAGGGACAAAGGGUCGCUUUCUGCACACGCUAGCUGUUCAGGAGUGUCCCAGGGCCGCUACCCUCACGGCUUUGGUUCCGGGUAUUACGUUCGGUUGCGGUAGGGAGUUGUGGAGACGGUAAGAGCGAUACGCUACCUGCCGGGGCCUCUGUUGCGCAGAAGGGAGUGGCAGCAUUCAGUCUUUAGGCCUCGGUGCCCUUGAGGUCACGGGCGUUAUUCCGCGAGGGCCUCGACCUGCGAUCUCCACUGCUUCCAGCCCACCCCGUUUGCAGACGCAGGUCAGCCUUGCUAAAGCGCAGCGGUGAUUCUGUGAAGCCUUGACUCCAGGCAACGACAUGCCAACUGUCAAGCAGCUAGCCGACAUUGGCUAUAAGACCUUCUCUACCUCCAUGAUACUACUCACUGUGUACGGAGGCUACCUCUGCAGUGUCCGAGCCUACCACUAUUUUCAAUGGCGCAGCUCUCUGCGCCAGGCUGCAGAAGAACAGAAGACCUCAGGAGCCCUAUAGAAAUGGGGGAUCUUUUACCUGAGCAGAGAAGCCUGAGGCAUGCCCUGGAAAGACCUUGCCUGCAUCCAUUUCCAAAUGAAGAAGACUAGGGCCUUGAUGGUUUUCAAACCCUACCAGAAGAAAGUGUCCACGUUUUCUCUGGCACUGCCAGUUUGGGGAGGCUGUCAAAUCAUAGCAGGAAUGUGAAAGUGAGGCACACCUACGGAUAUUAAAUAUUUUGCCAUG
Molecule: messenger RNA, 775 nt
Organism: Loxodonta africana (African savanna elephant)
Lineage: Eukaryota; Metazoa; Chordata; Mammalia; Proboscidea; Elephantidae
Product: cytochrome c oxidase assembly protein COX14
Exons: 3
Coding region: 377-550 (57 amino acids)
Biological process (GO): mitochondrial respiratory chain complex IV assembly
Cellular component (GO): mitochondrion
Source: RefSeq, a predicted model, not a curated record